CCCGGCGUGGCUAGGAACCGGCUGAGCCCGUGUGCCCUCGCCAUGCCACGCGCACCGCCUGGGACACCGGCCUGUGCGCUGCCGACCCGGAAAAGCCCCGUGUUGAGUCUUCCCCAAGGGCAAUGCGCCUCCUUCCUGUCCUCCCUCUUCGGGCCUCGCACCUCCGGGGCCCGAUGUCCCCAACCUCCGAAUCCCAGCCCACCCGGCUGGCUUCCACCUCCUGCAGUGUAGAGCGCCUAGCAUGACGCCCGCCGCCGGGCGUGGGAUUGCGUAACCAGAAAACUCGCGUGUUGUUUUGCUCAUCUGUGCAGUGGGUAUGAUUUUCUUUUUUUCCCCGGCGGCCAGAUUCUAGGUUUUGGUUCUCGCCAUGGCCAUCACUCAGUUUCGGUUAUUUAAAGUUUGUACCUGCCUAGCAACGGUGUUCUCAUUCCUAAAGAGACUGAUAUGCAGAUCUGGCAGAGGAAGGAAAUUAAGUGGAGACCAAAUAACUUUGCCCACCACAGUUGAUUAUUCGUCUGUCCCUAAGCAGACAGAUGUGGAGGAGUGGACUUCCUGGGAUGAAGACGCACCCACAAGUGUCAAGAUUGAAGGAGGGAAUGGGAGUGUGGCAACACAGCAAAACUCUUUGGAACAGCUGGAACCUGACUAUUUCAAGGACAUGACACCAACCAUCAGGAAAACUCAGAAAAUUGUCAUUAAGAAGAGAGAACCAUUGAAUUUUAGUAUCCCCGAUGGUAGCACAGGUUUUUCCAGUAGAUUGGCAGCUACACAAGACAUGCCUUUCAUUCAUCAAUCAUCAGAACUAGGUGACUUAGAUACCUGGCAAGAAAACACCAAUGCCUGGGAAGAAGAAGAAGAUGCGACCUGGCAAGCAGAAGAAGUUCUGAGGCAGCAGAAAAUUGCGGACAGAGAAAAGAGAGCAGCGGAACAGCAGAGAAAGAAGAUGGAGAAGGAAGCACAGCGGCUGAUGAAGAAGGAGCAGAACAAAAUCGGGGUAAAACUUUCCUAACACACCCGCCCGCCUGCCACACCCAGUGCCAGUAGGAGAAGCCGGGACCUGCCGCCUACACGACAAGCAUUUGUAUGGACUGGAGAUGAUUUUCAGAAUACAGACACUGCUUGAUCUUAAUGUGUUCAUUGAGCCAUCCAGGACACCAGGAUUCUCCCACAGUACCUUGAACUGUCAGUAAUCAAGACUCAAAACACAGAAAUGAUGAGACAAUUAUUUUCUUCAACAUGUUCCAAAUAUAAGACAAUUGUUUGCUGUAGAGAAGUUAUUUCAAGUGGAAUAUACCAGACCAGUACCUCUCAAGCUAGUGUUUCUAGCUGAAUAAAGUGGGUGUAAAUAAUUUUAUGGUAGAAAAGUACUCUGCUAUCUAUUAUGCUUUCAUUCAUUGUGCAUAAUUAUAAGAUAAUUUUAAUCGUCUUUGUUGCCAUGAUCACUUGACACAAAUUAAAGUUUAAGUGGGGCUUUAUACCUCCUUAUUAAUUUUGUUUUCAGGUAGUGUUGACGUACAUUUUCUUUAAUUUGAACUGGCAUUGUUUGGUACAACAUUAAGGAAUAUGAUUUGGAUUUUCAUGAAAACAUUAAAUGCAAUAAUUUUAUUUAUCAA
Messenger RNA from Arvicola amphibius (Eurasian water vole), 1613 nucleotides. It is a transcript of the gene Ebag9, whose product is annotated as estrogen receptor binding site associated antigen 9. The transcript has 7 exons. The record is from RefSeq and is a predicted model, not a curated record. NCBI's taxonomy places the organism in Eukaryota, Metazoa, Chordata, Mammalia, Rodentia, Cricetidae. Gene Ontology annotation, cellular component: secretory granule. Bases 368 to 1009 code for a protein of 213 amino acids.